Molecule: messenger RNA, 1112 nt
Organism: Magnolia sinica
Lineage: Eukaryota; Viridiplantae; Streptophyta; Magnoliopsida; Magnoliales; Magnoliaceae
Product: mitochondrial arginine transporter BAC2-like
Exons: 2
Coding region: 1-921 (306 amino acids)
Biological process (GO): transmembrane transport
Molecular function (GO): transmembrane transporter activity
Source: RefSeq, a predicted model, not a curated record
AUGGAGUUCUGGCCAGAAUUUCUCGCAGGCAGCUGGGGCAGAGAAUUUGUAGCAGGAGGAUUUGGCGGCAUGGCAGGCGUAAUCUCCGGUCAUCCGCUCGACACCCUCAGGAUCCGCCUCCAACAGCCUUCCAACAACACCUCCGCCUUCAGACUCCUUCACAGUAUUGUCACGACUGAAGGCCCUUCUUCUCUCUACAGAGGCAUGGGCACUCCCUUGGCUACAGUCGCUUUCCAGAAUGCUGUGGCCUUCCAGGUGUAUGCAGUUCUGUCGCGAGCUUUUGAUUCAAGCAAUGGCAGCAACCCACCUUCCUAUAGAAGCGUUGCACUAGGAGGGGUAGGGACAGGUGCUCUACAGAGCCUUAUUCUCAGCCCCGUUGAACUAGUGAAGAUACGCCUCCAAAUACAGCAUCACCGAACUAACGUGGAAGGGCCAGUGAACGUUGUCAAGAACAUUAUGAGGAAAGAAGGAAUCAGGGGAAUGUACCGAGGCCUUGCCAUCACUGUGCUACGAGAUGCUCCUGCUCACGGUGUUUACUUUUGGACGUACGAGUCCACAAGGGAGUGUCUCCACCCUGGCUGCCGAAAGAGUGGCCAAGAGAGCCUUAGGACGAUGCUGGUUGCAGGAGGGUUGGCAGGAGUGGCCAGUUGGGUGUGCUGCUACCCUCUGGAUGUAGUGAAAACCAGACUCCAGGCCCAAUCACAAUCGCACAAGGACUGCCCUCCACCCAAGUACUGCGGCAUCAUCGAUUGCUUCCAAAAGAGCGUACAAGAAGAGGGCUACACCGUGCUCUGGCGCGGAUUGGGAACUGCCAUUGCACGUGCUUUUGUGGUGAAUGGAGCCAUAUUCUCUGCCUAUGAGAUAGCUCUACGAUGCUUGGUUAAUAAUAACCAAAGUGAAGUGAAGGACAAGAAAGAGUAAAUGGAAAAUUGAGACCUCCUCGUAUUGUUUCAACCUUCCUAUUGAAACGAUGAUGGCGAAAAUGGAACCAUUACUACACAUUUGCAGGGGAGUUUCUGUAUGCAUGAGAACUUCUAUCCCUUGAUGCAGCAUCUUUCCAUUACAAAGAUGUGCAUUUGAUUGCUUCUCCAAUGCAUUUGUCAUUUAUGCAA